GUAAGCAGCGACGCCGCCACUCACUCACCCUUUCAAGGCGAGCUAACAUGGCGAAUUACGAGCCACAGUUUCCAUAGCGGAAACCGGAUCUUUUACGCAUGCGCAGUCUCGUUCCGUAACCGUCGUCUGUUUUUGUUUGUGCUAGCGACUGAAACCGAGGAUACUGAACGUUUUCUGCCACCGUACGACGACCAAAGAAGGCCGAAUCGAUCCAGAAGCGUGCUCACGGUGUUCCGCUAUGGGUGCCGCUUCGAGCACCGAGGCCGAGAGGGAGCCGCUUCUCGUGCCGUCCCACGCCGCGGCGUCGAGACCUGCGCCGCCUGUCAACAGCCGAGUGUACGGCCGAAGAUGGCUGGUCCUCUGCCUGUUCUCCCUGUUGGCCCUCUUGCAGGGGAUGGUGUGGAACUUUUGGGGGCCCAUUCAGAACUCGGCGGCCCACGCUUUCGGCUUCACCAAGUCCGACAUCGCGGUGCUGGUCCUGUGGGGUCCGGUGGGCUUCGUCCCGUGGCUGCUCUUCAUGUGGCUCAUGGAUAAAAGAGGUCUUCGGGCAUCCCUCCUGCUGUCGGCUUUCUUCAUGCUGCUGGGGGCGGUGCUACGGAGCCUACCCCUAUCGGACCCGAUUCUCCGGCGCUGGUUAAUCCACGGCGGUCAGCUCCUGAAUGGUUUGGCCGGUCCCACCAUCAUGAGCGCCGGCCCCUUCCUGUCCACCACGUGGUUCGCCCCGGACCAGCGGGCCACCGCCACCGCCGUGGCGUCGCUCUUUUCUUACCUGGGCGGAGCUGCCGCCUUUGUAGCGGGACCCCUGCUUGUGCCCGCCCCCAACGGCACCCAGGCAGUGGGCCACCGGGUGUCAGUGCCAGCGCCUGCAUUGGAUGGCGCCAUCCGGGAGAAGAUCCAGCUGGUUAUGUACACGGAGCUGGCCGCCAUCGCUGCGCUGUUUGCAGCUGUCCUCUUCUACUUUCCCUCGCGCCCGCCGCUUCCUCCCAGCGUGGCUGCCGCCAGCCACAGGCUCAGCUACAGGAGCAGCAUCUCCAGAUUGCUCAGUAACCUCCGCUUCCUGAUGAUAGCUCUGGCCUACGCAGUGCCCACAGGAGUGAUCGCCGGCUGGGCAGGCGUCCUUGACAUGAUCCUCACACCGGCCAAAGUCAGCCAGGUGGAUGCAGGCUGGAUUGGCUUCUGGUCCACGGUGGGUGGCUGCGUCUUUGGGGUGGCCAUGGCCAGGUUUGCGGACUCCAUCCGGGGGAUGCUGAAGCUGAUCCUGGUGCUGAUGCUGGCCGGAGCCUCGCUGUCCUCCACCUGGUUCACGCUCACCUGCCUCACUCGCCUCACGCACUUGCCCUCCAACGCGGCCAUCUUGUACACGUCGUGUAUCCUGGUGGGCAUCUUCAUCAACAGCAGCGUGCCCAUCUUCUUCGAGCUCUUCAUCGAGACGGUCUACCCGGUCCCCGAAGGCAUCACGUGCGGCGUGGUCACCUUCCUGGGGAACCUGGUCACCGGCCUGCUCCUCUUCUUCCUCACCUUCUACUGUACUGCAAGAUUGACUCAACGGGACGCUUUCAUUGUGUAGCCUCCAAGCGAGUGGGAGAAAAUGAUUUUUUUUAAAGGACUCUAAGGAUGUUUGUUUGUUUACACAAAGCGUGGGAACGGGAAGGUUGUUUGUUCAUCUUGUACCGAAACGUUCCCCCUUUGCUGUCUUUGUACUGUUAUGUCGUCGACUUCCCCUGGUGGCCUUUGCCUUGUAAAUGUCUUCAGCGCUCCAUGUGGGAAAAUUCUCCAGCACCUUAUUAUUAAAAAUGUUUUAUGAAUAACAAGGCUCUUAAUGAUUGACUUGAGCAGGACAGAAUGUGAUUGGUCUUGAGAUGAAACACUUCAGGUAAGUGAUGGUUAGAAUACAAACGAAACUCUUGAGACAGGAAAUGAAAGUUCUGAAUAAAAUUCAACGUAGGGUAAAUACGAGUUAAAAGUUUAGGACUUUAUUCUUGGAACUACUAUUCUGUUAAUGUCACAACUUUAUUCGUGCGACUUUAUUUUUUUGACUUUAUGGCUUUCUUUUUGUUAUAUUACUUUUAUUCCGGGAAAAUAAAACUCUUUAACAUUGAUUUUUUUUUUUAUUACUAAUAGUACUACAAGUUUUUUGCUACAUUGUAACUGAAUUCUCCUAACUUUCCAACUAUUCUUAACAUUGACUAUUUUCGUAACUGAUUUUUUCCCCCUCUUGUACAGCGUGUAUGUGUGUAUAUAAUAUAUAUGACUAUAUUCUUAGAAAGGUACAACCAUUCGAGUAGUAUUCCAACUUUUUUGUAACUACAACUUUAUUUUCAGAAAAAUGUGACUUCAAUCUUGUAACAUUACAACUUUUUUCUUGUUAAUUUAUGAUUGGAAUUCUCAAUAACAUGACAACAAUUUUCAUAAGUAUAUCCCUAACUUUACGACUUUCUCCCUGUUGGAUAGUUUAAAACUUUUUUUUUUAAGUGCUUCAUGAAUAAAUUAGAAUUUGCUAACAUUACGAGUAUUCGAAUAAUAUUGCAACUUAUUGUAACUUUAUGACUGUUCUUGGAAUUCUGUCACUACUUUUUCAGAAAAAUGUCAUUCUUGUAAUAUUCUUGAUCUCUGGGGAAAAUAAUCUCUCAUAACAUGACUUUUUUUGUUUUGUUUUGUUAAAGCGACUUUAUUUUCACAUCUUUCUUUUCGGACAUCUUCAAUGGCUUUUGUUUGGUUUUUAAAGUGCUUCAUAACUAAAUUAGAAUUUGCCAAGAUCACGACUAUUUCUUUUUGUAACUAUUCUUGGGAUAUUGCCACUAUGUUCGGGAAAAAAAAUAUUUUUGUUAUAUUUUCACAAUAAAAAAUGUGACUACA
This is a messenger RNA of Phycodurus eques (leafy seadragon), 2856 nucleotides long. It is a transcript of the gene slc49a4, whose product is annotated as solute carrier family 49 member 4. The transcript has 9 exons. Gene Ontology annotation, cellular component: membrane; intracellular membrane-bounded organelle. The record is from RefSeq and is a predicted model, not a curated record. Bases 239 to 1567 code for a protein of 442 amino acids. NCBI's taxonomy places the organism in Eukaryota, Metazoa, Chordata, Actinopteri, Syngnathiformes, Syngnathidae. Gene Ontology annotation, molecular function: transmembrane transporter activity. Gene Ontology annotation, biological process: transmembrane transport.